Aedes albopictus (Asian tiger mosquito) is the source of this 2542-nucleotide messenger RNA. Its product is annotated as very long-chain specific acyl-CoA dehydrogenase, mitochondrial. The transcript is spliced from 5 exons. Gene Ontology annotation, molecular function: very-long-chain fatty acyl-CoA dehydrogenase activity; fatty-acyl-CoA binding; flavin adenine dinucleotide binding. The record is from RefSeq and is a predicted model, not a curated record. The coding region runs from base 527 to 2416 and encodes 629 amino acids. Lineage: Eukaryota; Metazoa; Arthropoda; Insecta; Diptera; Culicidae.
CUCAACAUCACGACGCAAAUGCAGCCUCAAACUGCAACAAACUUUGAACACUACUCGGAACAUUCACCUCCAGUGAUUAUCUGCUGUAUUUUGGUUUCGCCGCCAAAACCUUUCCUAUUUAGAUAACACACCCCGUGGAUCACUUUCAUUGGGCUCGGAAUUCCCAUGAAUGCAGGUAUCCAUAACAAAGGUUAAUCCGCACGUUCGCCGCAAACCGCUUCGACCUAUUCUUAUCCUCAUUUUCUUAUCGAUGACUUGCCGGAUGGAACCCCACGGUCCCAAUUUAGUCACGAGCAAAGUAUCAGUUAAAUUGAACCAGAUAAUGCGAUAUCGCAGUAGGAUAAAUUGAUAGCGUAAAAAGAGCGUACAAACCUACAAUUUUAUCGAGUUCGCAGUCAUUCCGUUGUAACAUUCCAUUUGGUCUACACGUAUCAGCUCUAGCUCGAAAGGACUUCAACCUUACAUAGUAUCACGUGUUCAAUUGAAAGAAAAUUCUUCAAGCAGUUUUAAAGUUUCUAGUGAAAACAUGUUCCAAUUAACUGGACAAGCAUUGAGCCGUAAUGGUCAGCAGUUGGUACGCUACGGAGCAGUAAGAUGUCUGGCUACGGUGCCGAAGGCCAAAGCCGCAGAAAAAUCGAGCAGUCCUGAACCGAAGCCGAAUCAAUCGUUUAUGAUGAAUAUCUUCGGUGGAAAAUUGCAAACGUCGCAGCUGUUUCCGUACCCUGAACCUCUCAAUGUGGAGCAGAAAGAAUACAUUCAGGCGUUCAUUGACCCAGUUAAUCGAUUCUUCAACGAGACCAACAAUCGCAUCAAGAACGAUGAAACUUGCAAUGUCGAUGAACAGACGAUGGACGUCGUCUGGGAGCUGGGGCUCAUGGGAACAUCGAUACCGGAGGAGUUCGGUGGAUUAGGACUGUCGAACGUGCAAGCUGCCCGGUUGAGCGAUAUCAGUGGAGGAAACGAUCUUGCCUUUACGAUUCAUAUUGGAGCACAUCAAUCGAUUGGAACGAAAGGUAUUCUGCUCUACGGAACGGAAGCCCAGAAGAAAAAGUAUCUACCGCAGCUGAGUUCAGGACGCGUUUUUGGUGCAUUUGCUUUGACCGAGCCGUCGGUAGGAUCGGAUGCUGCGUCGGUUAAAACCAAAGCUGUGCUAAGCCCGUGUGGAAAGUACUACAUCCUGAACGGUUCGAAGCUUUGGUGUUCCGGCGGUGGUAUAGCAGAUAUCUUCACUACGUUCGCACAAACCGAAGUAGUAGAUUCAAAAACGGGACAGAAGAAGGACAAAAUGACUGCGUUCAUUGUAGAACGUGGAUUCAAUGGAGUGAGUUCUGGACCGCCGGAAAAGAAAAUGGGUUUAAAGUGUUCCAUAACAACGGAUGUAUACUUCGAUGAUGUUAAGGUUCCGGUGGAAAACGUUCUCGGAGAAGUCGGAAAUGGUUUCAAAGUAGCGGUCAAUAUUCUGAACUCCGGUAGAUUCGGAUUGUGCGCAAUGUUGACGGGGACGAUGCGAACUUGCAUCGAGAAGGCAGCGGAACACGUAUCAAACCGUGUUCAGUUCAAACGCAAGUUGAUGGAGUUUGAGAAUGUUCAAGAGAAACUAGCCAAGAUGGCUAUGCACCAUUACGUUGCUCAGUCACUAGGCUACAUGGUUUCGGGUAACAUGGAUCUGGGAUCGACUGAUUACCACUUGGAGGCGGCUAUUACCAAAGUGUUUGGAACGGAGGCAGGAUGGUAUGUUUGUGAUGAGGCUAUUCAGCUAUUGGGUGGAAACGGUUACAUGCAAGCUCCGGGUCUGGAACAGUUCUUGAGAGAUAUGAGAGUUUUCAGAAUCUUCGAAGGUGCCAACGAUGUGCUGAGACUGUUCAUUGCAUUGACCGGCAUUCAACAUGCUGGUAACCAACUGAAGGGGCUGCAGAAGGCGAUGAAGAGUCCACUGACGAAUCUCGGAACUGUAUUCCAGGAAGGGACGAAGCGUUUGUCGCGGCAAAUGGGAGCAGGCGGUACGGAUUUGAGCGAAUUUGUUGUCGAUCCGCUAAAGGAUUCAGCAAAACUUUGCGCCCAGAGCAUCGAUCAAUUCAAUCAAACCAUCGAGUCUCUGCUGAUCAAGCACGGAAAAAACAUCGUCGAAAGACAGUUUCUAUUAGCAAGGGUAGCUGAUGCGGCCAUUGAUAUCUACACCAUGGCAUGUGUGCUGUCACGUGCAUCGCGAGCUGUUCGCAAGGGACUCCCAUCUGCGGAACAUGAACUUCUAAUGACCCAAGCAUGGUGCACAGAGGCAAACUACCGAGUGCAACAAAAUAUUCAACGCAUCCAUUCCGGAGUGUUCAAUGAAAACUACCAGAGGAUGGCAAAGAUUGCGUCGAACAUUUGCAGUCAUCAAGGCCCGGCUCAUACUAAUCCCAUUGAGGUGGACUAACAGCGCACAAGUCCAGAAGACUGGUUAUUUCAUAAGGCGUAGAUCUAAGUUGUGCACGUUAAAUUAUUCUGUCAGUCAGGAAUCAUCAAGUCAUAAAAGCGUAAUACAUGAAAAUACAAUAACUUA